Molecule: messenger RNA, 1027 nt
Organism: Piliocolobus tephrosceles (Ugandan red Colobus)
Lineage: Eukaryota; Metazoa; Chordata; Mammalia; Primates; Cercopithecidae
Product: sperm-associated antigen 5-like
Exons: 9
Coding region: 174-893 (239 amino acids)
Biological process (GO): regulation of attachment of spindle microtubules to kinetochore; cell division
Source: RefSeq, a predicted model, not a curated record
AACAAGAGACCCUUCUGCUGAGUACAGCCUGUGCUCCCACCCAGGAACACCCUCUGCCUAAUGACAGCACCUUCCUGGGAAGCAUCUUGAUAGCAGUGGCAGAUGAAGAGCCAGAAUCAACUCCUGUGCCCUUGCUUGGAAGUGACAAGAGUGCUUUCACCCGAGUAGCAUCAAUGGUUUCCCUUCAGCCUGCAGAGACCCCAGGUAUGGAGGAGAGCCUGGCAGAAAUGAGUAUUAUGACUAUUGAGCUUCAGAGUCUUUGUUCCCUGCUACAAGAGUCUAAAGAAGAAGCCAUCAGGACUCUGCAGCGAAAAAUUUGUGCGCUGCAGGCUAGGCUACAGGCCCAGGAAGAACAGCAUCAGGAAGCCCAGAAGGCAAAGGAAGCAGACAUAGAGAAGCUGAACCAGGCCUUGUGCUUGCGCUACAAGAAUGAAAAGGAGCUCCAGGAAGUGAUACAGCAGCAGAAUGAGAAGAUCCUAGAACAGAUAGACAAGAGUGGCGAGCUCAUAAGCCUUAGAGAGGAGGUGACCCACCUUACCCGCUCCCUUCGGCGUGCGGAGACAGAGACCAAAGUGCUCCAGGAGGCCCUGGAAGGCCAGCUGGACUCCAACUGCCAGCCUGUGGCCACCAAUUGGAUCCAGGAGAAAGUGUGGCUCUCUCAGGAGGUGGACAAACUGAGAGUGAUGUUCCUGGAGAUGAAAAAUGAGAAGGAAAAACUCAUGAUCAAGUUCCAGAGUCAUAGAAAUAUCCUAGAGGAGAACCUUCGGCGCUCUGACAAGGAGUUAGAAAAACUAGAUGACAUUGUUCAGCAUAUUUAUAAGACCCUGCUCUCUAUUCCAGAGGUGGUGAGGGGAUGCAAAGAGCUACAGGGAUUACUGGAAUUUCUGAGCUAAGAAACUGAAGGCCAGAAUCUGCUCUACCCCUUUUUACCUGCAAUACCCCUUUACCCCAAUACCAAGACCAACUGACAUAGAGCCAACUGAGAUAAAUGCUAUUUAAAUAAAGUGCAUUUAAUGUAUUUCUCCAA